GUAAUACUCGUCGAUAUAUGCGGAGGAAAGAUAAAUUUUGAGGCAGUCGUUCGCUGACCAUUUACAAUACAGUCGACCAUUUAAUCAAGUUUAUUAUUAUUGUUUUACAAAAUAAAAAAAUCUAGUAGUUCAGUGUCGAGUAGUGUGAUCAUACAAAAAUGGAACGGUGGACCGACAAGUUAAUAGUCGUGACGGGUGCCAGCAGAGGCAUCGGCAAGGCGAUUGUCGCCGAGCUGGCUAAGUAUCCGGUGAAAAUUGUCGGACUGGCCAGAAACAUUGAAGGUCUGCAGGGCAUUGCCGACGGGUUGAAAUCGUUGCCCGGGAAAAUGUAUCCUAUCAAAUGCGACUUGACAAACGAAUCGGACAUUCUGAAGGCGUUCGAAUGGAUCGACACGGAACUGGGUCAAGGUGUGUCUGUAUUGAUCAACAACGCCGGUACAUUGAUCAAAAGCAAAAUUCUCGAUGGAGAUAUCGAAGACUGGAAACACAUGUACGAUCUAAAUGUAAUAGCGUUAACGGUGUGCUGCAGAGAAUGUCACAAGAGUAUGACUAAGUACGGCAUAACCGACGGACACGUUAUAAACAUCAACAGCACUGCCGGACAUACAAUGUUGCCUCUGCCUGGCCACAAGUUGUACAAUUCCACCAAAACGGCAGUCACGUAUCUGACCGAAGGGUACAGGCACGAGCUAAUAGCUGCAGGAGUAAAGACUAAAGUCACUAGUAUAAGCCCCGGACGAGUGUGGACAAGUGAAAGCCCCAAGGCGGAACAAUUAGUGGCCAUGAAACCCGAACGAGUAGCUUCCAUGGUUAUCGUCGCUUUGACUACUCCAUCCGACGUUGUGAUCGCCGAGUUAACUGUGUUGUCCGUUGGCGAGACCCUCCAAUCGUAUCCUCAGUCACUAAUUAAGUGAUGUCUUGUUCGGAUUAUGUAAAACGUUCACUUUGUUAUUAACUUUCAAUACUUUUGAACUUGAAUACCGUAUAAAUAUAUUUUUAUAAUCUAUAUAUAAAGUCUAUUGGGGUUAUAGUAAUCGAUCGAAUUGUUGACAACUUCUUGUUAAUGAACAAUAAAUAAUAUAAUAA
Messenger RNA from Adelges cooleyi (spruce gall adelgid), 1086 nucleotides. Its product is annotated as dehydrogenase/reductase SDR family member 11-like. Bases 159 to 914 code for a protein of 251 amino acids. Gene Ontology annotation, molecular function: oxidoreductase activity. Lineage: Eukaryota; Metazoa; Arthropoda; Insecta; Hemiptera; Adelgidae. The record is from RefSeq and is a predicted model, not a curated record. The transcript has 6 exons.